CGGAACUUUCAUAAUAGUACAUCUACAGCAAGCUGUGGACUAAGAAGUUAGAGAAUAAGUUAAAGUGGUUAUUUCUUAUAUAAAAAAAAAGUUACCUCCAGCUUCAACAUGGUUAAUCUGGGGCUCACCAAAGUGGACGACGCGUUGGUGGCCAAACAUCCGGGUUUGGAGAGCUACGCCGCCUGUCAGUCUCAUGCUUUCAUGAAGGGGUCUGGGACCUUUGUGCUGGGUGUUGCAGGUUUUUUUGCUAUUCAGAAGGCCCUACAGAGGAAGCUUCCUUAUCCCCUUCAGUGGAACCUGCUCAUUUCAAUAGUGGCAUCAUCAGUGGGCAGUUACGCAGUGACUCGCUGGGAAACGCAGAAAUGCUCAGACCUCUGGUUGCUCCUAGAAACAGGCAAAGUCCCAGACAGGUCACCACCUCCAGUACCCCAACAAGAGGAACCAACAGCACCACAGAAGACAAAAUAUGGUGACGUGAUUGAAUGAAGAAGUUUCAAACACAUUUUUAUUAUCUACAAUAUAAAGAUUAUAAAUAUGUAAAGAGAAAGAGCUCAGUGGUGCUCUGCACAUUUUGCAUGGCCCACAUGAUUGUGUAUUAUAUUUAUUCUGGUUGUGGAGCUCUUAAAUUUCAUAACAGUAUCAAUGUGUGGAUUAAAAAAAACAAACCCUGGGUUUUCCUGACUCAGAGGUCAGGAAUUAGUUGUGGAUUUUUAGUAGGAAUUAGAUGUAAUGCUUGUAAUCCGGUGUUGUUGUUAUUAACAGGGUUCGUACGGGUGCUUGAAACCUUGAAAAUGCUUGAAUUUUAAUGUUGUCUUUUCAAGGUUUGAAAA
This is a messenger RNA of Pundamilia nyererei, 830 nucleotides long. RefSeq names its product transmembrane protein 141 (gene tmem141). Lineage: Eukaryota; Metazoa; Chordata; Actinopteri; Cichliformes; Cichlidae. The record is from RefSeq and is a predicted model, not a curated record. The coding region runs from base 109 to 486 and encodes 125 amino acids. The transcript has 5 exons.